Acanthosepion pharaonis is the source of this 999-nucleotide messenger RNA. The record is from the annotation of a GenBank genome assembly. NCBI's taxonomy places the organism in Eukaryota, Metazoa, Mollusca, Cephalopoda, Sepiida, Sepiidae.
AUGGCUAAUUUUGACAUUAUCAUCCUCUUCAAUCUCCUUUCCGACAUUCCUCGUGAUUUUUAUUCUUCAUCUCAUCCACUUUUUACGCAUUCUUCUUCUAAUUUUUCUACAUUUCGUCGUCGUCGUCAUCAACGUCUUCCUACAUCACCAUAUGCUUCUUUAUUUUCUUCUUCAUUCGUCGUGAUCAUCGUCUUCUUUCCUCGCCAUUUUCUUCUUCUUCACAUCGUCGCCGUCGUCAUCAUCAUUUUCAUCCAUUACUAUGUACUUUUCUUCUUCUUCUUCUACUUCUUCUUCUUUUUCUUCUUCUUCUUCUCAUUAUUAUUAUUAUUAUUAUUAUUAUUAUUAUUAUUAUUAUUAUUAUUAUUUCUCCUCUGUUUCUUCACUUCGUCGUUUUCAUCAUUGUCUUCAAAAUUCUGCCAUCUUCUUCUUCUUCUUCUUCUUCUUCUUCUUCCUCUUCUUCGUCGUCAUCGUAGUCUUCAUACUUCGCUAUUUUCUUUUCUUUUUCCUCUUCUUCUCCACUUCGUCGUCUCGUCGUCAUUAACUUCUUCUUUCUCCAACUUCUUCUUUACGUCUUCUUCCUCCACCCCCUCUUCUUCUUCUUCUUCUUCUUCUUCUUCUUCUCCACUUCAUAGUCAUCAUCUUCAUCGUUAUCUUCCUUCACGUUUUUUUCUUUCUUCUACAUCCUUUUCUUUUUCUUCAUCUUCUUUACUUCAUUGUCGUCUUCAUCAACGUCCUCAUCAACGUCUUCUUCGUCCAUCUUCUUCUUCUUACUUUCAUAUAUUUCAUGACCUCUUAUUCCCUUUUUCAUUCCGGACAUCUUUCCAUUCAAUUUCUUUCCUCUCCUUAUUUUUAAUCUCCAUUGUUUUUUUUCUAUCCCUCCCUUACACUAUUAUUCUAUUAACUUUUCUAAUGAUUCCUGAACGCAUCGAUUGUUGCUUCUUUCUGCCAAUCCUCGCCUUCUUUUCCAGACGAACAAACAGUAAGUUCCCAAUCCGCUAA